AAGACCUUGAUGCAUCCUCCAACGGUGCCUGCUGCGCAGCCUCUGGCGGAGGCCCAGGGGUCAAAAAGUCCACAGGUCUCUCCAACACCUCUAUCUUUAGCUGCAUCUCCAUCUGUUGUCUCCGCUCCUCCUGCGUUGGCACCGCUUAAAGGACCCCAAGAGGCAUCACCUCUAACAGGCCAGAGUCCUAAACAUCCUGCUGCUUCCUCAACUCCAACAUCUGUUGCCGAUAACAUCUCUCUCCCGACAGUCUCUGCACUUCCGUCUGUGGUCGCUGGUUCUCCUCAAGUUGCCGCUUUGGCUUCAUCUGCACCACCUCCUGUUGUUAGCUAUUCUUCUCAGGCAUCUUCAGCAAGUCUCAAUGUUUCUGCUGCUCCAAAUGUAUCUCGUUCCCUCAUUGGUUCUGCAGCUCAACAUUCAGAUAUGAUGGCAAAUGUAGAUGUUUCUUCUCACAGUCCAGGGCAGAUGAGUUCUCAUGGUGUAUUACAGCACAACUUUGGGGAAUCACACUCUAGUCUGAGUCAUGGUAAACAUGAGGCCUGUGGUUCCCAGAGUAAAGUUGGAGUCAUAAUGGGCACAUCCAACAAUGAGACUCAAGCUGAGAUGCAUAAGGUGCAAAUUCAUGGUCGAAACCUUGAACCAGCAUUCAUUGUUCCAAAGGAGCCUGAAAGAGACACUACGGCCAUUGGCAGAAAGGACUCUAAUGGUAUCAGAGAGCAGGCUGCCCCGAGGAAAGGAGAAAGUGAGACUUUAAAUUAUUCUUUUAGCACUGACACGUCACUGGACUAUCCGUCCUUGGCCGAG
Messenger RNA from Sinocyclocheilus rhinocerous, 804 nucleotides. Its product is annotated as lysine-rich arabinogalactan protein 18-like. NCBI's taxonomy places the organism in Eukaryota, Metazoa, Chordata, Actinopteri, Cypriniformes, Cyprinidae. The annotation marks the transcript as partial. The transcript has a single exon. The record is from RefSeq and is a predicted model, not a curated record.